AUGUGGAACACUGUGUUGAUACUUAGCAUUUUUACUGCUUUGGUUUUGUGUUAUGGUCACAGAAAAUCACACAAUCAUGCAGAUAAUUUAAUUGUGGAGGCUCCCAUGGGCAAAUUUCAUGGCGCGGUUUUAAAAUCCAGGUUGGGCAAGGACAUAUUUUCGUUCAGGGGCAUCAGAUAUGCCCAACCACCUGUUGGCGACCUUCGCUUUAAGGCUCCAGUCCCUGUUACUACUUAUGAAGGAGUGUACAAUGCAACUGUUGAUGGCGACGUUUGUCCACAACCACCAUUUUCCGUACCAAUGUCAGAAGACUGCCUUUUUUUAAACGUAUAUACCACACAGCUUCCCAAACACGGCAACAAUCCGAAGAGGCCAGUAAUCAUCCACCUGCAUGCAGGGGGAUUUUAUGUAGGCACCGAAAGGAGCAACUGGGGUGGACCUCAAUACUUUAUGGAUCGAGAUGUGGUUUUAGUAACAAUGAACUACAGAUUAGGUUCUUUGGGAUUUUUAUCUACUGGUGACAUGCAUGCGAUCGGCAAUAACGGUUUAAGAGAUCAAGUAGUUGCCAUGAAAUGGGUGCAAAGGAACAUCGCAGCUUUUGGUGGUGACCCACAUUCCGUAACAUUGAUGGGUUACAGCGCCGGUGCUUGGAGUGUUAUCCUCCACAUGGUUUCUCCCAUGUCAAAAGGUUUGUUUCAUAGAGGUGUAGCUUCUAGCGGCACACCAAUCGGCAUUUUUCCUUUACCAAAUUCACAGCCGGAAAUAGCCAAAAAACAGGCCAGAAUUUUGAAUUGUCCCGACGAUACAACGGAAAACAUAGUAAAAUGUCUAAAGACGAAAUCGGCUGAAGAGCUUGGAAAUUCAUUGCCACGCUUUUUUGAGUUUGGUUCAAAUUCGAUUCUCCAAUGGUCUCCCGUGAUUGAAGAGGAUUACGGACAGGAAAGAUUUUUACCUGAUCAUCCUAUUAAUUUGAUCAAUAAAGGUGAAUUUAUGGAUAUUCCUUUAAUGGCUGGAGUUACUGAAGAUGAGUUCUCAGGACAAGUGAUUCAAUUGCAACAAAAUAAAACCAUGCUAAGAGAACUAGAUGAAAAUUGGGAAACAUUAGCACCGAUUUGUUUUAUUUAUGAACGAGAUACGAACAAAUCUAAAUUGGUUUCAAGAAAUAUCAAAGACUUCUACUUAAAAGACACAACAAUUGAUUCACCGAACUAUAUAGAAUCACUUAAAAAAAUUUUUGCUGAUGCUAUAGUAGGAAACAAUGUGAACAGGUUGAUAAAAUUUAUGUCACAGAAACUGUCCAACUCCAUAUAUUAUUACAAGUUUAGUUUUCAAGGAAGAUACAGUCAUAUAUAUCUUCCAGAAACAACAACGCCUAUCGGUGUGGUUCACCAUGACGAUUUAAUUUAUACCUUUUAUAUUUCUCCAUUGUUCCCAUAUUUUAAUAUAACAGACCCGGAAUAUAAAAUGGUAAAACAACUCACUACAUUUUUUGAGAACUUUGCUAAAACUGGCAACCCCACUCCACAAAAAUCUAAGGUAUUAGAUAACAUAACUUGGCAACCUUUUAAUGAUGCUACAGAAAUGUUCUUGGAUAUUGGAAACAGUUUGAUGUUGAAAGAAAAAAUGUUUAAAAAGCGUUAUGAUUUUUGGGAACAACUUUAUCCUACAGGUCAAAUUUAAAUUGUGUAAACUGUAUUUGUGCUUAUUAAAUAAUUUAAUAAACAUUAUUAAGAA
This is a messenger RNA of Aethina tumida (small hive beetle), 1734 nucleotides long. RefSeq names its product esterase E4-like. NCBI's taxonomy places the organism in Eukaryota, Metazoa, Arthropoda, Insecta, Coleoptera, Nitidulidae. The transcript is spliced from 7 exons. The coding region runs from base 1 to 1680 and encodes 559 amino acids. The record is from RefSeq and is a predicted model, not a curated record.